This is a messenger RNA of Anopheles coluzzii, 991 nucleotides long. It is a transcript of the gene Arfrp1, whose product is annotated as ADP-ribosylation factor-related protein 1. The transcript is spliced from 3 exons. Gene Ontology annotation, biological process: protein localization to organelle; intracellular protein transport; Golgi to plasma membrane protein transport. Bases 123 to 728 code for a protein of 201 amino acids. NCBI's taxonomy places the organism in Eukaryota, Metazoa, Arthropoda, Insecta, Diptera, Culicidae. The record is from RefSeq and is a predicted model, not a curated record. Gene Ontology annotation, cellular component: Golgi apparatus. Gene Ontology annotation, molecular function: GTPase activity; GTP binding.
UUGAUGGCUGUUGUCACACACCAAAACAAAACAACACGACGGCAAUCGGCACAGAAUAAUUGCAAACGAUCCCUUAGACAUUUUGAUUCAAACUUUUUCUCAAUAAAUCCACAUUUUGGAAAAUGUACACAUUGUUGAGUGGUUUUUAUAAGUAUCUCACACAGAAGGAUGAGUAUUGCAUAUUAAUACUGGGACUGGACAACGCUGGAAAAACGACCUACCUGGAGGCGGCAAAGACGAAGUUUAGCAAGAACUACCGAGGAAUGAAUCCGAGCAAAAUUACGACAACCGUGGGUUUAAACAUUGGCCAGAUCGAUAUUGCUGGCAUACGGAUGAGCUUUUGGGAUUUGGGUGGCCAGCAAGAGCUGCAGUCACUGUGGGAUAAAUAUUACUCGGAAUCGCAUGCCGUUAUCUACGUCGUCGAUUCGAAUGAUCGUGUUCGCAUGAAUGAAUCAAAGGAAGUGUUCGAUCGUAUGAUCAGCAAUGAGUAUUUAUCGGGUAUUCCCUUGCUAGUGCUAGCUAACAAACAGGAUCUGCCAGAUUGCAUGGGUGUGCGGGAAAUAAAACCCGUCUUCCAGGAGUCCGGUCAUCUCAUCGGACGCCGAGACUGUCUCGUGAUGCCUGUAUCAGCGCUUACCGGGGAAGGUGUUGACGAGGGUAUAAAAUGGUUGGUUGAGUCCAUUAAGCGCAAUUCAAUCAUUCGACCACCAAAAACGGAAGACACUUGAUCGUAAUUGAAUGUAUCAAUGCUUUUAUUUUUCUUGCGUAUUACGAUUGUGAUAAAGCUGGGUGGCGAUUCAGAGAAGCUAUACAAACCAGAGUGGCAGUUUUUUCUUCAAUAGAAUUAUGUUGUGUAUCACACUUACAUCAUAAUUUAAGUUCUUUAUUUCAGGAACGAUCAAUGUCAACAACAACUUCUACCAGCUAAUAAGAAUGGCGAAAAGCAUUGAAACUAUUUUGUUGAUGCCAAAUAAAAGUCUUCACAGCCUUA